Molecule: messenger RNA, 222 nt
Organism: Fusarium venenatum
Lineage: Eukaryota; Fungi; Ascomycota; Sordariomycetes; Hypocreales; Nectriaceae
Source: RefSeq, a predicted model, not a curated record
AUGUCAAAAAUCACCCAUCCCAAGUUCAGCCAGUUCACAGCCAUAAUCUCAAGAAGGAAGGUUGUGGACAAAAAACAGGCCGAGCUCAAAAAGGUCAAGGCUAAGAUACAGGAUCUGGAAAGACAGCGUGACGAAAUGAUUGAGAAGGAGAAAACACUUGAGGCCGAGGUGGAAAAGGCGAAAGAGUCGUUGGACGAGGCUAUAGAAUCAUUAAUGCAUUGA